CUCAUAUUAUAUAUCAACCAAAACUGCUCUCAUUUCUCCUUUUCUAUUAUCUUUCCCAACAUCACAAACCCCUUCUCCCUAGUCCCUACACCCUCAUCAUCCUUUUGGCGACUUUUGCAAGCUUAGGUAGAGAUGUCUCGCACGUGCUCGCAGUGCGGGAACAAUGGCCACAACUCUCGCACGUGCACCGAGGUCUGCGGCGGCGAAGGAGGCAGCACAUCUCCCGCUCCCGGAGAGAACGCGAUUAUGCUUUUCGGCGUGAGAGUCACUGAAGCCGGAAGCUCCUUCAGAAAAAGCGCUAGUAUGACGAAUCUGUCUCAGUACGACCAGCCUCCUCUUCAUCACGACUCUAACGCUGAAGCCGGAUACGCUUCAGACGACGUCGUUCAUGCCUCUGGUCGCAGUCGCGAGCGAAAGAGAGGUACUCCAUGGACGGAAGAGGAACACAAGCUUUUCUUGUUGGGAUUACAGAAGGUAGGAAAAGGAGAUUGGAGAGGAAUCUCCAGAAACUUCGUGAAGACUCGUACGCCAACUCAGGUGGCUAGUCAUGCCCAAAAAUACUUUCUCCGCCGUAACAACCAUAAUCGCCGACGCCGGAGAUCUAGUCUCUUUGAUAUUACAACUGAUACUUUCAUGAAUCCAUCAACAUCAAUGGAAGAUCUCACAAUCCUUCAGGAGGCUCCAUCAUCACUACCAGUACUGCCUCACCCACAACAGCCCUGUAAUAUUGGGCUCUUUCCAGUCUCAUCUUUUCCGAUGACUAUGGCGCGGCCGCUAGUCUUACCAAUCACUGUAGAAAACUCGGCGGAGAGUAGUCUCGCAUUCGAAUCCAGCAACCAAGGGAAUAAAACGCCGAUCUCCAAGCCAAUCCGGCCGAUUCCGCUUCACCCGCCCGUACAUCCGCCGCCAUCAGCGAAAAUGGCUGAUCUAAAUUUGAACAAGUCCUUAGAGCCCUCGCAUCUAUCACUGAAGCUCUCAGGACCUUCAUCGUCAUCGACGGGUGAACCGUCGCAGUCCCCCCCGCCUCAACGACCGCCGCAACAUCCACCCACUAAUUUUCAGGCUAUGCCGAAAGGUGACAGCAUCAUUAGUGUUGCUUGAAGAGUAUUAAUCAAUUAAUUAUUAUUCCAAAAGAAAAAAAACUCAUUUUGAUGUGUAUUAUAUUAUAGCUAACUAGCAAGAAAGAAGUGGGAUUAGGGACAAAAUUUAUUUAAAAAAAUGGAUUGAUUAGACAGAAAUGAAUGAUUAGGUUGUCAAUUAGUUAGGCUAAUUAGUCUUUGUUCCUUGUAUGUAAAGAUAAUAAUUAGUGAUUAAUUAAGAUUCAGGAUUAAAAUAUGGGGUGUCGUUUUCAAUGUGGGGAUUCUCGUUUGAUUUGUUGUUUGGUUCUUUUUUUUAGGGUGGAAAGUAUAGUAAUAAAAUGCACAGCCUGGUCUGCGUUUUUAUUCUUCA
Molecule: messenger RNA, 1449 nt
Organism: Humulus lupulus (European hop)
Lineage: Eukaryota; Viridiplantae; Streptophyta; Magnoliopsida; Rosales; Cannabaceae
Product: transcription factor MYB1R1
Exons: 3
Coding region: 133-1101 (322 amino acids)
Biological process (GO): response to gibberellin; response to auxin; response to ethylene
Molecular function (GO): DNA binding; zinc ion binding
Source: RefSeq, a predicted model, not a curated record